GUGGUCUAGUCCAAGUCGUGACCUGAAUCCUCUUGAGAUGCCGUGGCAUGACCUUCAAAAGGAAAAGCUCCAAUGUGGCUGAAUGACAACAAUUCUGCUAAAUUCCUGCGUAAACGCCUAAAAUAUUCACCACUAGAAUGCCCUUGAGGGGAACGACUCGCUCUUCAUCUGCAUCAGGAAGGUUGGAAACCCAAAAGGUUGCCAGCUUUCUCUCCAAGUUACAGUGCUCAGGCUGCUCAGGCAACGAGGAUAAGGGGGAGCAACCUGGAUGGUUUGUGCAAGAGCAGCUCAGGCGGAACGGGCGAAGACGCUCGGUCUCCAGGGCGCAACACCGAGCCAUCGAUCCCACUCUCAGCUUCAAGCACUCGGAUGAGGUCAACUGCCUGACUGAUGAAAGCUUAUCGCUUGAUUGCCUCCAAAAGAUGAAACUGGCAUUUGAGGAACUGGGAAAAGACAGCUUGAAGUCCGUUGACGUGAAGAGUUUUAUCCGCGUGGUGAAGAAAUGUUUGCCAGCCACGGAUGAGGUGUUGAUUGAAAGGUUAUUUAAGAAGAUUGAUUUCUCAGGGAAAGGAAGGAUCUCAUGGAGCAGCUUCAGUGCACACAUGCUGCAGGAGUACAAGGAAAAAGAGGAGCGAGCAAGAUGCAGCACGCGUGUCGUCUUUGCGCUGCCGGCCACCGUGAGGACUAGACGCCAUGCCGCCAGCCCCGUGGUCAAUAUCCACAACAGCCGCGACGGCGUUGUCAUGACGGUGCAAGAAGAUGGAGCUGUUUCCUGCUGGAGUCCACAACUUCAGCUUCUGAGGACCAAACACAUGUUUGUACGUUUUAACUUUGAAACAACCAGGAAGUGGGCAAGUGACUUCACCCUCAUGGCGGACUACAACAAGCUGAUCAUUGGCACAGGCGACAGAGAAAUGCAACUUUACGAGCUGUCCACGCUGGAACCUUACUGCCAAAUCAAUGCCCUGGACACGGUCCCGCUGAGGCUGGACUGCAGCCACACAGGCCCUGACCAAUGCUGCUUCAUUUAUGGGGACAUCCAGGGAUGUGUCAAUAUCAUUUUGAUAUCCGCUGUUGAAGACACCCUCAGGUUAUGGAAUACAUCUCCAAAGACUGGAAGGAUGCCCAACGUAGCGAUUGACGCCGCAGCCCUCUCACCAAACGUGAAGUUUGUGCGAUGGAAGGUUCAUCAGGACUGGGUGACGCAGGUCAAAUAUCUUCCCAGUUUGAGAGCUGUCGUCACGUCAUCAGGCGAAGAGGCCUCGUCUCUUGUAAUAGGCUGCUUGCUGCCUCAAACUGACGUCCAGCAGGAACUCGGCAAAAUCCGAGAGGCUUGCUAUGAAGGAAAGACCACGAAGGUCCAACUGAGCUGGGCGCCACAGCUCCGGGCAUCAUGUGACCAGACGGUGUUUGCUGUUCACAAAGGCGUGGAGACCUUUGACUUUUGCGAGAAGCUCAGCCUGCUGGUUACUGGAGGAAUGGACAGACUCAUACGCAUGUGGAAUCCUCAUUCUUCUGGGAAGCCGACUGGAAUUCUGAAAGGUCACGGCGCUCCUGUCGCCUACCUACGCACCUCAGCGGAAGAAAGUCAAAUCUUCUCGGUUUCUGUCGACAACACAGCCAAAAUCUGGGCCAUCCAGGAGCAGUACUGUCUGUUUACAACAGAACCCAAAGAGAGCGGCAUCCACGGUGACAUAACUGCUUGCUUGUAUUUCUCCGCUGCAAAGUCACUGUACAUUGCAGCGGACUCCGUGGCUGCGCUCGCACUGGAGAACAGGCCGCAGCAUUCCAGCGUUCCACCUGUUUCACACAUCGAUCCAGUCACGUGCUGCGGGCACAGCGAGGAAUUCCAUCAGGUUGUCAGCUGCUCUGAGGGAUCGUUGGUGAGAGUUUGGGAUUUUGACAGCGGACGUGAGGUUUUUGUGUUUGGCAGCGCACACAAGCUGUCCACGAUCACUUGCAUGACAUUUGAAGAAGAAGAAGAAGCAUCACAACUCAUCACAGGUGGAAGCGAUGGUCAGCUGAAGAUGUGGAACUUCAACAACGGCUGCUGCUUGAAGACCCUCGUGAGCAGUGGCAAGUGUUCCCAGGUGCGUGACUGCAUCUACUUCAACGUUCACAAGAAUCCCUUCGUGAUCUCAGUGGACCAAAACGCAUUCUUGAACAUCCACCCAGAUUUACCAGAGGAGCCGCAUGACGUUCACGAGCCACAGUCUUCAUGGCAGGAUGACAUGAAAAGAGGCCAUAAAGAGGACGUCCUCUGCGUGGCACUUUGUCCUCUGUCCCUCGUGGCCGCUGGCAGCUGGAACUGAGAGAUUACAGUGUGGAAUUUGAUUUCUGGACAAAUCCACAGUCGCUUGGUCAGCCCUCUUCCAGCUGAACACCACAACAUUGAAGGCUGCAUAAAUCUGCGGGAAAUGCAUGGAGGGGGGGAGCUCGUGAGCUGCUUCAAGGCUUGGGAACUGCGUGAGGGGGCUCGCCCCACUGGAAGGCCGCAGCUCCGGUUCAAAGACGUCUGCAAGCGUGACAUGAAGCAGGCCGGCAUCGACCCCAACUCGUGGGAAGGCACAGCACACAAUCGUCUGCUCUGGAGGGCUGCAGUCACCGACGGAGUCAAGAGGUCUAAACGCCAACAAAAGGGGACAAAAAUGGCCAAAACAAAGAAGGACGCGGUGCUGGAUGGCAUGGGGUACGUCUACAUUUACCACAUGGAGACGUUAUCUGAUAGCCCUUCCCCAAAGCCGCUGAAAGCUGGACCCGUGUGGCGUGCCCACCCCAGCAGAAUUACAGGCCUGGAGAUUGUCGACAACGAUCAAGUGGUCCUCACCUCCUCUGUUGACCUCACAGUGCGCCUCUGGGGGGCACAGGGACAAUUGAUAGGCACCUUUGGCCAAUCGGAUGUCUGGAAUGUCCACAUCACAUCUUCCUGGAAGAAUCCCGCUGUUCCUUACGAGAUCUUGACUGAUCCUCUCAGUGUGCCAGACUGUGAACUCGUCCAUGGAGCAACAUCUGAUCAUCAUUCGCCACCAUGGUGA
This is a messenger RNA of Dunckerocampus dactyliophorus (ringed pipefish), 3035 nucleotides long. RefSeq names its product WD40 repeat domain 95 (gene wdr95). Gene Ontology annotation, molecular function: protein binding; calcium ion binding. NCBI's taxonomy places the organism in Eukaryota, Metazoa, Chordata, Actinopteri, Syngnathiformes, Syngnathidae. The transcript is spliced from 30 exons. The record is from RefSeq and is a predicted model, not a curated record.